CUGGCUACGAAGUCGGCGCUCUGCUUCUUGCUUGCGAUGAAGUAGAGCAGGGGACGGGUACCUGGAAUCUAGCAAGAUUGCAAUUUUGAAAUGCGGAUAGCGUGUUUGAUGGACAUUUUGUGAGCGAGCUUGCAUCCUACUCUCAAGACUGAAACCGCAGCGCGCCAACUAAAAAAAGCGUUCGGACUUGCACGUCCAAGUUGUUACACAAUUUACAAAUAUUGUUUCCCGUAUCUACACAGUUCGCAUAUUUUUUCCAUUUUUAUGUAGCUGUCACAAUUUUAUCGCAUAGGAUAGGACACAUCGGAUCUGAAUGGUUUUUGACGUAUCUGAGCAAGCGAAAGUGGAUUCUCCGUAUUGUGGAUCAAAGUCGCCAAAUAGCACGUCGACCAGCAACAUGGAUGUUUUGGCGAAUUACAGUAUCUUUCAGGAACUCCAGCUUGUCCACGACACUGGGUACUUCUCGGCGAUGCCGUCCUUGGAGGAGAACUGGCAGCAGACUUGUCUGGAGCUGGAGCGUUACCUUCAGACGGAGCCCAAGCGCCUGUCGGAGCUCUUCGAUGAGGAGAUCGACUCUCUGCUGACCCCCUCCUUCACCAAGGACGACAGCGAGGAGGAGCUGAGCGACCCCUUGCUCCCGGGCCUGGCCGAGCCCCCCAGCCCCCCUCCGCCCCUCCUCAGCCCGCCCAGGGAGCCCCGCGACCACCACCCCUCGCCCCCGGCCUCUGGGACCCAGAGCCCUGAUCCCCGCGUCGGAACCGCCGGCCACCACGGCCACCACGGCCACCACGGCCACCACGGUCACGCUCACGGAUCCGGCGUGAACCCGGCCCAGCUGAGCGCCGUCACCUCCCUGACGCCGCCCUCCUCCCCGGAGCUGGGCCGGCACCUGGUGAAGCCGGCGGCCGCCAGCGCCCAGACCCUCAGCGCCUCGGCCGACGGCACGCUCACGCUCAAGCUGGUGGCCCGCAAGGUGGGCCUCAGCGCCGCCAAGCUGGUGGCCGCCCACGCCCUCCCUUUGCCCGCCCGGCUGAGCGCCAGUGCCGACGACAGCGCCGGGGAAGGGGGCGCCGGCUCCGGCGGCGUUGGUGGUGCCGGGGGCGGCGACGUGCCGGAGAACAAGAAGAGGGUGCACCGCUGCCAGUUCAACGGCUGCAGGAAGGUGUACACCAAGAGCUCCCACUUGAAGGCGCACCAAAGGACGCACACAGGUGAGAAGCCGUACAAGUGCUCUUGGGAGGGCUGCGAGUGGCGCUUUGCCCGGAGCGACGAGCUGACGCGGCACUACCGCAAACACACCGGCGCCAAGCCCUUCAAGUGCAACCACUGCGACAGGUGUUUCUCACGAUCGGACCACUUGGCACUGCAUAUGAAGAGGCACAUCUGAGGAUGGAAAAAUAUGGAGUGCGGGAGAAUGCGUGAGAGGGUGAAGAGAGAAGAGGAAACAAGUGAGAGGAGAGAGAAAGGACAAAACUGUAAAUGAGAGGGAGAAAGAGAGAGAGAACGUGAUGGAACGUAUGAAACAGUCAUCCUGGCCUCAUCUUGAGAGAGAGAGAGAGAGA
Messenger RNA from Engraulis encrasicolus (European anchovy), 1562 nucleotides. It is a transcript of the gene klf7a, whose product is annotated as Kruppel like factor 7a. The coding region runs from base 314 to 1387 and encodes 357 amino acids. The transcript is spliced from 4 exons. Gene Ontology annotation, biological process: regulation of transcription by RNA polymerase II. Gene Ontology annotation, molecular function: RNA polymerase II cis-regulatory region sequence-specific DNA binding; DNA-binding transcription factor activity, RNA polymerase II-specific. The record is from RefSeq and is a predicted model, not a curated record. NCBI's taxonomy places the organism in Eukaryota, Metazoa, Chordata, Actinopteri, Clupeiformes, Engraulidae.